Chara braunii is the source of this 1065-nucleotide messenger RNA. NCBI's taxonomy places the organism in Eukaryota, Viridiplantae, Streptophyta, Charophyceae, Charales, Characeae. The record is from the annotation of a GenBank genome assembly.
GGUCCAAACCACUUGGGAAGCAGUUUGCACGAAACAUCCUGCUCGAGUUCAAACUCUUCCGCGGAGAUCCACACCAGAUCACCGACGCAGAUGGGACAUGGCACGUGACACCUGUUGGCUUGCUGCUGCAUGCGAACUUGAGCCUUUUGCAUGUUCGCGCGGGCUUGAGCCAAUGAUUCCCUGUACUUCCUUGGAAGCGAGGGAGCAAGCAGCGUCUAUGUCGGUUGUUCGUGGGAGGAGAAGAUCAGCGAUGAUAACGGCCUUUCCGACCACCGUGGUGCAACUCGAAUGGAGUCACGCCGAUCGCCGGAUGCAACGAAGUGUUGUAGGCGAACUCGAUGUCGAGGAGGCGGUCAACCCAAUCCUUCUGAUCCGGACGGAUGAGCGUACGAAGCAUCAUUUGAGCGGUUUGCUGUGCUCGCUCCGUUUGCCUGUCCGUUUGUGGAUGCCGAGCCGAACUUGGUUUCAUCUUGGUGCCGGAUUCCUGCAUGAGAGAUGUCUAGAAUGCCGACAUGAAACGAGUGUCGCAGUCGCUGAUGAUGUCUUCCGGUACGCCGUGGCUGCAAAUCCAGCCGGUGUGCAAAAGGCGCGCAAGUUCGGGAGUCGUGACGUAGUACUUGCAAGGGAGAAAUCGCGCAUACUUACUCGAACGGUCAACGACCGUGAGGAUGCCUUCGUGCCCGAGGCGGUCGAGGGGAAACGGACCGGUGACGUCCAUGGCAAUGGAGAGGCCGGGUUCCCAUGGGAUAGGCACCGAGGGCAACUCGCCGUAGGGAUUGCGGUUGCGGGGCUUGCUUCUUCGACAAACUUCGCAAGAGUCACAAUACCAAGUGACAUUGGUAAUGAGGUCGGGCCAUUGGAAUCGUUACCGAAGUCGUGCAAUAGUGCGAUUGACUCUGAAAUGGCCAGCGAGUCGCGAGUCAUGGUACUCGCCGAGAAGCCGAGUCCGAAGACGACGGUCUCGUGGGACACAUAGUAAGUCCUUGCCUCUCAAGUGGAGGAGCAAGUACCCGUCGACGAUGCGAUAGUGGCUGGCUGAUCCGAAGAGAGCUGCGCAUACAACGU